AAACAAUCGUCUGCAGUGAGAGUAGUAGCGCGCGGGUGUGGAGUGUUGUGUGGUGGGUAAUUCAUCAACAGUGACAAUUGUGAUGGUGUAGUGGACAGGGGAAUAGUGCCACCUUGCGUAUAAGGGUACCUCGGAGGCUGUGGCAGCAAAGGAGAGUGACCGUGGGAGCGGUAUGUCGUCUCACUCUCCUGACGACACCGAGGACUUCCCCGGCAGACUACUCCACCAGGCUGCACUGUGGGACAACGCUGAGCUGCUUGAGGACCUACUGAAUGGAGACCAGCUUGGACACCUCGACUGCCGGGAUGCGUGGGGCAGGACACCUCUUCACGCCGCCGCCACCACGGAAAACUCCCGCUGCCUCAGGAUACUUCUGCAGGCGGGGGCGGACGUCAACCUCGCCUCCGGACCACGUGCUGAGGGCAGGACGUGCCUCCACCUCGCCUCAGAGCACGGAGCCGUUGAGAAUAUUCGCCUCCUGCUGGACCACGGCGCCGAUCUGCUUGCCAAGGACGCGAAUGGAAUGACAGCACUGGAUUUGGCAGAGCACGGUGACCACGAGCAGUGCAUGACGGUGCUGAAAGGAGCGGCAGGUAAGUGGCGUGACAAGAUGUGAAGGUGUGGUAAGGUAAGAAGGUGUUCCCAGCCCCUCGUCUUCCCUCCUCGUCUCCCUGGCUCACCCUCACGUCACUUUGAUCAAUAGCCAAUAAGAUGCAUUCAAAUUGGUCAUGUGUGAAUUGGUUAGGCAGGUGUGAGGGAGCGAGGAGGCGAGACCAGUGCUUGGGUGAUUGGAACAGCUGGCUGGUGAUGACGUCUGGGUGAGGUAAGUGGAAUAUGCUUUUGAUUAUUCAGGCAGGCAUUGAGGCUGUCAGUUGGUCAGUCAGUCAGUCAGUCAGGCAGUCAGUCAGUCAGUCAGUCAGUCAGUCAGGCAAUCAUUCAGACAGUUUUAUAUUUGUAGCUUUAUUGAUAUUGUGAUUAUUGUUCUGAUUUAAUUUUAUAUGCAAGGAAGGAAAACUGGCCAAGUGCACCGGAAAAAAAUGGGCCCACUUAGUUGCCAGUUCCCUUGCAGGUCUGAGAGAGAGUUAGUUGUAAUUCCUGAUUUUUUCCUUUUUUUCUCUUUUUUUUCUUCUUGUCGCAUUGUUGUAAAAAGAUUUAAAACUUGUGUGUAUAAA
This is a messenger RNA of Portunus trituberculatus (swimming crab), 1172 nucleotides long. Its product is annotated as probable E3 ubiquitin-protein ligase XBOS31. The transcript is spliced from 5 exons. The record is from RefSeq and is a predicted model, not a curated record. Gene Ontology annotation, molecular function: protein binding. Bases 173 to 616 code for a protein of 147 amino acids. NCBI's taxonomy places the organism in Eukaryota, Metazoa, Arthropoda, Malacostraca, Decapoda, Portunidae.